Molecule: messenger RNA, 1859 nt
Organism: Paramecium pentaurelia
Lineage: Eukaryota; Ciliophora; Oligohymenophorea; Peniculida; Parameciidae
Source: the annotation of a GenBank genome assembly
AUGAUUUAAAAGAAGCGCUUACAUCAAUCUUUAUUUGGAGCAUUAAUGACACUAUUGAUGUUUGGGUGUAUAAUAACAUAUAUUGUUAACAAAUUUGUAUAACUAGGAAUGAGAAAAGAAUUCUAAACUUUAUAUUCAGAAAUCUAUUAUGAAGAAAUACCAAUUUAUCCAUUAGUGUCUGAAAAUUUCACUUUAUAAUUUGCCUUUUAGAACUAUAAUUAGAAAAACUAUAUAGAUGAAUCAAUUUAUAGAGUAAAUGCAUUUAUGGUUAAUAGAGUUUAAAGAAUGUAUGAGUUAAUAUAAAUAGCAGAGCCAAUAAUAAAACAAUUUAACAUAUAACAAAAACAGAGAUUCCCUUAAGUAAAUGUGCAAAGAUUGGAAUAACUUUCGAGGAGAUUGAAGAGUAAUUGGAUAAUGUUGAUUUCAAUAAUACUUAUUGUAUAGAUUGGGAGAAAAUUUCAGAGUUAAGUUUAACUGGUACUUCUGAUUAGGAUAACUAUACUUAUAUAUAUGUAAAUUUCUAAUUAUGUGUUAAUGAUACAAGCAAUAGUAGUUUAUAUUAUAUAAAUAGGUGAGAGUGUGAUAUGUAAGUCAAAAGAGGAAAUGUAAGAUAAAUUAAGGAGGAAUUAUAUAUAAUUUUAAAUAUCCUCAUAUAAUAUUGAUUUAAGGAAUUAUCAAUAACCAAAUGUUCCAAAGGUUGAAGAGAUUUAAACAACUAUAUCUAGUUAAGUAACAAAAGACAUUACUUUAUUUAUGCAACCAAUAACUACAUUGACUGAAGAGGGAUUAUUAGAUGAAUUAGUUAGAAAAGAUGCUACUAUAAGGUAUUAAAAAAGUUAAGAAAUAAUUGAUUUCAAUAGUGAUGAAUCCUUGGCAACGGUUUUGAUUAGAUUAUCAAAUACUGAGAAUAUUAGUUAUAGAAUAUAUCCAAAAUUAUAAGAUAUCCUGGCUUAAGCAGGAGGUUUAUGGGAAUUGUUAAUGCUUGCAUUUUCAAUAAUAGUCAAACCAUUUUCUUAAAUGUCAUUUAAAAUGGAAAUCAUAAAUAGUUUAUUCAAUUUUGAAGGUUAAAAAUAAACUGACUCAGAUGAAACUGAUAAUAAAAAUAAACAUUUUGAUAAACUUAAUGAGAAUAUUUAAACUAAUGAAAAUGAUGUUUCAAUAAUGUUAAACUCAUUAAAAUCAAAAACAAGUGCUAGAUUUCCAAGAGGAAGAGCAAAAUUAAAAAUUUUAAAAGUAGAUGGACUUAAUUCUGCUUAAACUGAAAAGUCUUCUUAAGUUUUUACUAAUUCUCCUGAAAAUGAUAAAAUACUUUAAAAAGGAAUUAAUUCUGCAUUUAGAAAGUUCUUUAAUGUUGCAACGCUUAAAUUACAUUUUAAUCCAUUUGAUUAUUUUAAAUAUAUGAAAUGUGGGUAAUAAUGUAUUCAAUAUUUUAAAGAUAAAAAGAAGGAAAGUACAAAUAAUUAAGUUAUUCAGUUUAAAAAUUAGAUAAGUGUCUUGAUAUACUUUUUAUUAUUGACAAGUUAUAAGAAAUAGACAAAUUAAAAAUGAUUUUAUUAUCAAAAGAGUAAGUCUAACUAUUUGAUUUUCUACCUAAACCAUUAAUCAGUCUUGAUCCUACAAAUUAAUAAUAAAGUGAAAAUUAUUAAUAUUCUUCUUUACUUAAACCAUAUAAAGGAUUAAAAGAAAAAUCAUUAGAAGCUUAAUAAGUAUUGGAUUAAUUACUUGAAAAUUUAGAUGAUCCUAUUACUAAUAAACUUAUUUCUUUAAUGGAUCCAAAUUUAAUUAAAUUAUUAUAAAUAUAACAUGAGUUAAAAAAGAAAUAAAGUCCCAAAUUAUUAAUUAAUGAUUUUGUUGAAUGA